Messenger RNA from Nomia melanderi (Alkali bee), 4625 nucleotides. RefSeq lists its product as uncharacterized. The record is from RefSeq and is a predicted model, not a curated record. Lineage: Eukaryota; Metazoa; Arthropoda; Insecta; Hymenoptera; Halictidae.
AUAUAGAAUCAAGUUUGCGCCACACAUGGCGUCCAAGAACCGACGCCAUCUAACGUCUGGCAUUCCUGUUUUUUUCGUGCGGGUAAAAUCACGGCUUUCUAUAGCGCGCAAGCCUUUAUCGUUUUGUUUUGUAGAAUUCGGUAAGUUAAGUGAAUAUCUUUGGUAAAUUGACUAUGCUGUGCGUAUAUUGAAUGAAAUGUUAGCUGAGAAAAAGCGUUCACGCGUCAAGGAAGUGUGUGGGAAAAUGAGUUAACCGUGUGUUAACGCGCAGUGGUCAACAAUCCGUGGAAGUUUAGUAAGGGAAUAUAUAUCCGUAUUCAGGACUUGAUAACGUCGAGUAUUUAGAGAGACGUGUUUAAUCAGUGCAAAAUGAGUGCAUCGGCCUUAAAAUCAACGAUACCUGGAGUAGGUACAUCUCCAACUUCUACCAGUCAUUCUAUUCUUCCAAUGAAUGCAAUGGCGCAAAAGGUUGUAUCAGGCUCGGAGCCAGGAGCUAUGAAACCUCUACCGGGAACUGGGUUGAGCUAUGUCACACUGCAACCGCCCAGUCAACCGUUGAGUUUAGUACAAGAUCAUAGACCAUCUGUAUAUCAGACACCGCCGUAUGUAAGCGGUAAUUCUGAAAAAGAAUCGGACUUAGACAAAUUAAUCCCGAACGGAGUGGAAAUUAUAAAAACUGAAACUGAACAGACUAUAUCUGUUGCUAUCAAACAAAGCGAAUCGAAUAGAAAUAAUAAUUUAAGUCCAGAUAAUCCUACACAAGAUUCACAGAGAGAAAUUCAAACAGAGCAAGAGAUGACUUCGAUUGGUUUAGAUUUUCCUGCAUUAUGUCCACAACUACAAACCAAGGUUGAAGAAAAGAAAACGCCUGUAAAUAAUGGUUCAAAAGAGUCUGACGGAAUGCCAGUCAGUGCGCCUGUAAAAAAGGAAGUAACCACACAUAAACCAGAAGAUGCGCCAGCAAAACCUGAUAAUCAGAAGAUAAAAGCUACAACUCAGAGUAUAAAAGUAGCGGUAGAUAAUUCUCCAACGUUGCAAGCAAGUAAUCCACCAAAGGUAGAAACGAAAGUGACUGCUUCACCGAAAGCUAAUAAAAGAAAAUCUAGAGAAUUGAAAGAUUUGAAAGGGUUACAAGCAACAUCAGAUGGAGCAAGCAAGCCAAAAAGAAAUAGAAUUCAAACACAGCCUUAUCAGAGUCCAUUGCCAGAAAUUGCAUUAAUUGUUAAGAAUUUGAACAAGCCUCCGCCAUCAAAAGCAUCUGAUGACAAACUUAUAGUAUUUUACAAAAAUGAAUUUUUGGCUGUGAGAAAUGCAGAAGGAAGCUUUUACGUAUGUCAAGCAAUGCAAAAUAUAUAUAAGUCGAGCAGACGAAUUCGUAUACGUUGGCUUUCUCAAGACAAAAAUAAUGGAGAAAUAUAUUCACCUGACUUUUAUGAUUUUAUAGACUUCGAUUGUAUAUUAACAAAUUUAAAUUUGAACAAAGUUGAUAAAAAUAAAUAUCAACUAACCAAGAUAGAAUUGUUGCGUACAGAGAAUAUUUUAAAAAGAGCAAUUGAUGUUGAAGCUGGAGUAUCUGAAAAGCCUCGAGUAACAGAAGAACAUCCGGAUGGACUUGACCUUUCACUUUACAAAGAUGAAUCACAAUUAAAAAGAAGAAAAAAUCAUAACUUACACAAACAGAAGCAAAGUUUGCGUAAAAAAUCGAAACGAACUGAUAGCUCUUCUGAGAAUGAAGCACCUGAAGAGGAAUCAGGGAAAAAAUCUCCUAAAUCGAACCGCUCUAAAAAACGAACAGUUAACAAAGCCUUGGCAAUUGCUAAGUCUGUAGUAAAGGGUUCGAGUAGAGCAGAAAGAGCGCUAAAUAGAAAUACAAAAUCUGGGAAUGAAAGUGCUGCUACUUCUACCACUGCACCUGCUAAUGCCAGCGUAACCACCAGUACUACGGUUACCAAUACCGUUCCAUCCGUGGAUGGAGCAAAAAAUAAUACUGACGUUAAAAAGAGUGAAAUUAAAAAAAGCACAAAACAGCAAAGUAACAAUAACACAAGUUCGGUUUCAAGGACAAAACAACGUGCAACUGCACAAAACACGCAACAGAGUAACAAAGCAGCAGCAGGACGUCCGAAACGUAUGGCUGCCACCACAGGUAUUCUGUCGAGUGAAGAGUCUCCUUCUCGAAAAAAGCCACGUGGUCGAACAUAAGAUUAACAUAAUUUACAUGUUUUUCCUGUGUUACACCUAGAACAGAGUCUGUACCGUAGGCAAUAUGUACACGUAGUACACUCUUUAAAAUUGCGAUCAAUUUGUAAUGUAAUAUAUAUGAUCUCAAGAUUCUUAUAUCUAUCAGGUGCUGCAUUAUAUUAUAGUCCAACAAUGUGGGAUCAACAAUUUAUAUAACUGUGCGGCAAAUCGCAUUUAACGGAAAAAAAGACUCAGAGACUUAUAAGAGUGAUAUUGUGAUAUCAUACAAAAUUUGUACAUAUCGUCUACGUUUCAGAUUCCCUACAGGAGAAGAAAGUCACGGAAUGUAUGAAGAGAACGGUACCUUGGUUGAGUAAUAACUAUCUACAGGGUGUCACAUGCUAAUGCACUCUUGCAAUAGUCUAUUUUUGAUGUUGUGAAUGAACUGUACGUGAUUCAGUUGAGUUUAAAUGUACACUUUCCAUUGGAUAUGAUAGCUAUGUACAAAUAUAUAUGUCUGGGGCUUACGCGUACUCUAUGAAAAGAUUAAAACAGAAAAGAGAGUACCAGAGGAUAAGAACAAUCCGUGAAUUAUCGAUCUCCAAGUUAUGGAUCGGUAGAUUUAGAAGUACAAUAUCUGUACAUUACGCUGAAUCUUUGCUAUUUAAAAAAUAGCACACAGAAUGGUCCAGCGCCUAUAUUAAAGACAGGCAGAGAAAAAAAGUGCCCUCAACUGUAAAUCCUUGUCCUGUUAUUGAAUCUUUGGAUUCAUAAAAAGAAAAAUCUUAUGGCUAAAAAAGAUAUAAGGUUAAUUAUAGUUUAUUUUCGAAUCAUUUGUAUCAAUGAAUCGUUAACAUGAUUCAUUGUUACGAAAAGAAAGUCGAGUGAAUCAUCUUGAUUAAUUAUGGUGGUGUCAGACUAUAAUUUAGCCACAUAAACAUAUUAUAUUCCUUUCUUUAAAAAAGAUAACAGCACUUAUUUACUCUGAUAAGUCUGGAUUAAAAAUGUAUAAACAUGCUUUAUCUAUAUAUUAUUUUAUUUUUCAAAGAUUAUGGACAAAGUGUAUAUUUACCGAGAGAUAGAUGAUUAUGAUUUACAUUUCACCAAAUCUAAAUUCUUAUAGUUUAACAUAGUUUAUAGUUUAUAUUGUGUCGAAAUGUAUUAUUGGGUAUACAAAUUUGUGUCAGUAAUUAAGAAAGGGGAUUUAUUGUAAUGUCAUUUUAUUGCAUUGUACAUUGAGCGAAGGUAUAUCGAGACAUGUAUUUCUUUUUCUACGUUACAGCGAUAGAGUGAAAUACCUUAUAAUCUAUAUUAAAUAAAAUCUAAGAAAUAAAAUGUCUUUGGUUUUCAAUGAAACCAAAGACAGUUUGUAUCGCUUUAAGUUACAUGCUUUUUAUAAUUGAAAAUUCUGUCUCCGGAGAUGUGUGCACUUACCUUUAUGCAUCGGCCGUUGAACAUGCACAAACUUAAUGAGAAAAUAGUUUCUCACCUACAUGAUUUUAUCUACGUAUGUACAUAAUAAAGAUUAGGUAAUCGAAAUUGUGAAAAUGAAUACAAAAAUUUAUGAGCGUUUGGAAUCUUGAAGGCUAAUGUAUCUUAUUCAUUUGAUAGAACGUCUCACUUAUUGCGUUGCAACGAACAAUUGCAAAACUUCGUCUUUUGUUUCAACAGUCACUGAACCGAUGUACGAUGUACAUAUAUUUCAUAAGCUUACAACAUAAUAACAACAGAGGGAUGCCGUUUAAAUGAGUAGGCAUAUCGACUUCUAUUGAAAAUAGGAUAAUUAUUACAUUAAAUGGUUACAAAUGGAUUUAAUUCAUGAGAUAGGAGAUGAAUAAGAUACCAAUCCUGUCAUUGGUUCAUGGAAUAUUGUAUUUAAAUAUACACAUACAUAAUGUAUAAAUUUAAAAUAUAACACAAACGUAAUGUAUAAAUUUAGUAAAAGAAAAAUUCUAAUGACGAAGACCGAAGAAAUUUGCUUAUAUUGUUAUUGAAUUUUUGCUUUCAAAGCAACAUCACGUUUAUCUUUUUCUUUCCUUGGGGAAUUAGUUGUAUAAUAUCAAAGUAAUUCAGUGGACGGUGCAAAUAAUAAUUAAUAUCGUCAUUAGCGUCAAUGGAAGACAUGUAACAUAUAAAUAAAUUUCCAAGUCAAUCUGCACUUUAUUAUUUCGAGAGGCGAUAAAUUUCACAACGCGUAUAAAUACAGCUCUCGAUAUUCUUCUCGUGAGCCACUUCUAUGUCUAAGACAAAAUAGUAUGAAGGAAACUGAAUCGAAAAGCAACGAUGCAUUUGCGUGCGGGCUGAUAUUUGUUGAGAAUACUUGAAUCUAUGUUAAAUUCCAUAGAUUGAAAUUUCAAUGUAUAUACUAUUGAUCGAUCAUUCUACAAAAAAUCAUCUGUCGCUUUAUACACGAUAAAAUUGGAAAUCAUGUUAAUUGCUUGUUG